CAAAGUUAAAGCAUUCAGUCGUUGGUUCCCUACAAGCAAACAACUAAAUUUAUUUUUUAAUUUAAGUUUUACUUCUCUCCCCCACACAAAACUCACAACUAUGAACUCCUUCUCCGUGUUCUUGGUGUUUGCUUUAGCAGCACUGGUCGUUGCGGAACCACCAUCAGGAUAUAAUUAUCCUAGAGGCGGCGGUGGCGGUGGCGGUGGUUCGUUCGGUGGCUUUGGUGGCGGCUCAUUAGGAGGCGGCGGCGGCGGCGGCGGUGGCUACCAAGCCGUAAGUGGCGGUUUCCAGACCUCUGAAGGCCAAAAUGUCGAUCCUCAGCUGUUGGAACAAGUACGUCAAAUUCUGCUCAAUGAGGAGAGCAAAUCCGGCGGCGGUGGCGGCGGCGGCGGUGGUGGUGGUGGUGGUGGUGGUUACCCAUCUGGCUCGUAUGGCCCACCAUCCGGUUCAUAUGGUCCACCUUCAUCGUCUUAUGGUGCGCCCGGUUUCGGUGGCGGCGGCCGUGUUGUCGGCAUUGAUUUGGAAGGUGUGCGUCAGGCUAUCCAAGUGGCGCAAUUCGCUCAACAGAGCACGCAAGCCGGCGGUGGUGGCUUCGGCGGUUACCCAAGCGCACCCUCUGGCUCAUAUGGUGCUCCAUCGAGACCAAGUGGAAGUUAUGGCGCGCCUUUCUAAGGUUUAUGCGUGUGUCGACUUAAAUACAUUUAAAUACUAGAUAUAUAAACAAAUCUUGUGCCUGUGACCAAGUAGAUGAGUAGAAGAAGAGGAAUAAAAAAAGCCAAGCAUAAAAAUAUAAAUUAAAUGUAGACCACGAUCCUCAGCCAAUACACCAAUCAAUGAGACAAUCAAUCAAACAACAUGCUGCCAAAUAAAUGAAAUUGAAGUUGAAACUGAAACUGAAAAUGAAAAUGAAGAUGAUGAUAAUGAUAUAUGAUGAAAACGAUGAGGGCGAUUUAAGGCAUUGAUUGCGAUGAAGCAUAAAUUAAAAGUGAAAGUGGUUAAAAAAUAAUUAUUAACUACAACAAUGCCAGCAACAACAAUAACGCCACUCAAUGGAUUAUUCGACGAUCACGGAGGAAGCGACAUUAGCAAUAGCAACAACCAAAUCAUCGAAAUCUGCAACAUUGUUGCCCUUUUCGUUGCUGUCGCUGAAUGUCUGAAACAUGUGUUGUAUAGAGACAUGUAGAGUAUGAUAAUAUCUACACAAUUUUCUUAUUUCGAUUUCGCACUGCCAGCCACAUCCACCCAUCACCGUCAAGCACAAUGAACAACGCAAACAACAAAAUUAAACCGACAUUGUACGCGCCGUACUUUGCUCUGCAGCGACCUGUGCUAAAAAUAUACAACAACAAUGUGUAGGGAACUUAUAAUUCCAUUGCAACACCGAAAAUCAACCAGCACCAAUUCACUGCAACGGUUGCCGUUGUGUCGUUGUCAACGUCGGCGGUGGUACAGUUGCAAGUGGUAUAUGGUGAUGUGGGCCGUCAGUGAUAUUUCGUUUUCAUUCUUCAUGCGAUCUCGCUCUUUCAACAUCCAAUCCCCCUCUAUUUCCAAGGUAUUUUCAAUAAGCUAUCCUUUAUAACCCCCGCUGUUUCAACAUAUCCACCAAAAAGAACACAUAUUCCAUUUUCCAACUGUUUUGGUGGAUGUGUUUUGUUGAGUUUAUUAUUUUUAUUUUUCUUGUAAAUAGUUUUGAAUUUUUUGUUUGUUUGUGUAAACAACAACAGUAACAGCAAAAAAAAAAAAACAAAAAAUGUUAUAACGCAUCACUAGCUUGUAAGUGUUUUUAUUUGUAUAUGAAACAAACAAGGAAACAACAAAAAAAAUAUGAAAACAAUAAAAAAAAUAGUAAAUUUUGUCA
This is a messenger RNA of Bactrocera oleae (olive fruit fly), 1859 nucleotides long. RefSeq lists its product as uncharacterized. NCBI's taxonomy places the organism in Eukaryota, Metazoa, Arthropoda, Insecta, Diptera, Tephritidae. The record is from RefSeq and is a predicted model, not a curated record.